This is a messenger RNA of Paramisgurnus dabryanus, 1548 nucleotides long. NCBI's taxonomy places the organism in Eukaryota, Metazoa, Chordata, Actinopteri, Cypriniformes, Cobitidae. The record is from RefSeq and is a predicted model, not a curated record.
AAGGUUGCGUGAAAGUUGCACCUCGAUCGAGUGCGCGCAUGCGACUGGGCUGCUGCUGAUUUAUAACAAGCACAUCUAUACGCACUGAAAGUUACUUUUCACCUCAUAUUUAACUCACUUUCAUUCAAACCACAAUGACGUCAUACUGGUGGAUUGUCCUGCUGGGAAUUUUAAUGGUCACUGGAGUGAAGAUGCAAGAAGAUGGAGCUGAAGGUGAUGGAAAUACAGAAACGGCCACAGAAGAUACCGCACCAGCGGAAGAGAAGAAAUCUGAGGAUGAGCCAACACCAGCAGGUACAGAAGAUUCAUCGCAGGAUUCAGAUGACGCAUCACCUGAAGCGGCCGAUGGCGAUGGCGCAGCAGAUUCUCCUGCAGACACCGAGGAGAAAACUGAAGAAACACCUACAGAAACUCCAGAAACGGCCACAGAAGAUACCACACCAGGGCCAGAGAAGAAAUCUGAGGAUGAGCCAACACCAGCAGCUAAAGAGGAACCAGCUAAAGAAGGAGGAGGAGAAGACGACGUUCCUGCUACAACAGAAACGGAAACAGAUCUGCCUACUGAAAAAUCACCCACUGAGACCACUGAACCAGUAAUUAUUGCGGUUGAAGGAGCAGGUGACACAAAAAAUGAGGAACCAACAACAGUGCCAGCAGUUACACCUGAAGAUGAUGGAGUAACAGCAGAAGAUGAAAUUGAAGAUUCAGUCCAGCCAGUUGCAGGUGAAAGCAAAGUACGCAGCGCUGGAUCAGUUUCUGGGCCAAACGUUUCAGGCGGGGGAUCAGGUACAGUUAUUGGUGUCGUAUGUGGAGUUGCAGUCGCAGCUGUCGUCGCAAUAGUCGGUUACUUCACCUACCAGAAUAAGAAACUGUGCUUCAAAGCCCAAAGAGGUGACCCUGAGAGCGCCAGGGAAGAGAACGGCACACAGAGUGAUCCUCAGGUUUCAAGCAAUCUCUUGACUUCAUCUUAAUUCUGUGAGGACGUGAGAAGAGCAGUCUACAGGCUCCAGUGGUGUGGUUUACAUUAGAAAUGACAGAUCCUAAUGACACAUCUGAAGAGUUUCAAGAAUCUUCACAAACAAACAAACAAACAAACAAACAAACAAACAAACAAACAAACAAACAAACAAACAAACAAACAAACAAACAAACAAACAAACACACAAUGGGUUUUCAUCAUGAAUGUGCAGUAAAUAAUUUAAGUCUUCUGAUGAUUCUUCAGUUUCUCUCCUACACAUUAAAGCAGCAUUAAGUUAAUAAGAUGCUUUGACUACAGUCUUAACUCACAGGACUGAUAUUGAUUUGUUAUGAAUGUAAUUUUACAGCGUUUGAAUGGGAUCUGUCAGCUUUUGGAGAGUCGUGUUCAUUUCAUUUUAAAAUGUGUCAUUUAGUUUGACGUGUUUCUAAUGGUACAGUUUUGUCUGAAUCUAAUCUGAGGAUUCAUUUUGACAUUGUGCUGUCUGAUCAAACAAAAUUCACGGCUAUGUUUAUUUCUUUACUGAAUUUUGUAAAUACUUGAGUUUGAAUAAAGGGUUGCUUAUGUUUAAA